GUCUUUCAUCAUCGCAACCAAGGUUCACGCUCGCUGAGCCACCUCGCUACCACUGGCACAUUCUUUGUAGAGCACACGCUCGAGCUUCUAUUACUAUCACCACCAGCUAUCACGCACACGCUGCACCGACCACAACGUGGAUACCUCGCACUCCUGCCGUAACGCAACUUCGUCGCAUCCGCAAUCAUGAACGGCAUUAAGCCAGAGGUCAAGGAAGAGCCUGGCGUCGGCUUCAUGGACGAUGACUUCUACGAGGAUACGGGCGAGAUGUCCAUCAACAAGGACAACCCACAGCAAGACGUCUGGCUCACGCGCAUUCCAGACUGGCUCUACGAGGCAGUCUCCAAGUGGGAAGACAUUGCCGACGGCAACGACAACGACCAGAUUCAGAUCGGAGAGGUGUGCGCUUUCGCGACAACGAGCGGCAUCGACAAGGACAAGCCUAUGCGCGUCUUCCUCAAUGACCGUUGGCGUGCAAAGUCCAACCUUCCCUCGGCCUUCCAGUUGGACCCUGCAGCCGCCUCCGAUGUUCAGCUAGGCAACACAUACGUGUUUACAGAGAAGGAUCUGCCGGGAUUCAAGGGACAACAAGGCUACGGCUAUGGCAGAGGCCAACAGGGAAGCUUUGGUGGUGUACAAGAUCCGAAUGCGCGUGUUCAGAAACGAAGCAAAUACAAGAAGGCAAUUCCCAAGCAGACUGCGCUCGUCGGUCACGCGACACGGCAGUACAACGCGAACCCUCUCGAGACCAAGGAAUUCAAGGACUUCAGUGCCGCGCGCAUCAAGCAAGCCAUUCAAGGCUCCCACACAACCACCAUCAUCACAAAAGACACCGAAGUCUCAGACGUCAACAACUCCAUUACACUCAACAACCGCUUCAAGAACUUCAUCAAGCCUACGACCAAGGCGAAAUCGCAACAGAACAAGGCUGCUCGUAUGGCUCGUUCCGACCUUAUCGAUGUACUUCACCAGUUGUUCGACGAGUACCAGUACUGGCCUAUGAAAGCCAUCAAGCAACGGACCAAGCAGCCGGAGCAGUACCUCAAGGAAGUUCUUAGCGACAUUGCGCUCCUCGUCAAAUCUGGGCCGUUUGCAAGCAACUGGAAACGCCAGGCUGUAUUCGACAACCAGCGAGACACUAGUAAACAAGCAGAGGCAGCUGCACCUGAGGGCCCGGGUGAUGGAGAUACCGAGGGAGAGGAUGAAAUGGAGGACGUAGUUUAGAAGACCACAGAACGUUGCUGUGUGAUUUAGAUACCCGGCAGAAGUGUACAUCAUUUUGCGUUCUGUUAACCUGUUAAAAUAAUACACUGGGGAUACCUUUAGGGUAAAUUGUCCAAGUAACUGUUCAUCCGUAUACAGCAUCUAUCCAGAUACGAAGAAGCUUU
Molecule: messenger RNA, 1388 nt
Organism: Alternaria alternata
Lineage: Eukaryota; Fungi; Ascomycota; Dothideomycetes; Pleosporales; Pleosporaceae
Product: transcription initiation factor IIF
Exons: 1
Coding region: 187-1224 (345 amino acids)
Biological process (GO): transcription initiation at RNA polymerase II promoter; transcription by RNA polymerase II
Cellular component (GO): transcription factor TFIIF complex
Source: RefSeq, a predicted model, not a curated record